Molecule: messenger RNA, 1287 nt
Organism: Fraxinus pennsylvanica
Lineage: Eukaryota; Viridiplantae; Streptophyta; Magnoliopsida; Lamiales; Oleaceae
Source: the annotation of a GenBank genome assembly
AUGGGUUUCGAGAAAGAUGAAGCAAGUACAUCCUCCAAUGUCCUCAGUGUUCCCAGAGAAGACACUCCACUGAUGUCCAAGAAUGAAAACCAUUUAUCUUCACGCCCUAAGACCUUUGCUAAUGUCUUCAUAGCCAUAGUUGGAGCUGGGGUCCUUGGCCUCCCCUAUACAUUCAAGAAAACAGGUUGGCUCAUGGGAAUUCUAAUGAUCUUCUCCGUGGGGUUUCUCACUUACCAUUGUAUGAUGCUUCUUGUCUACACUCGCCGCCGGCUUGAAACCCAUCUCAAAUUUGCAAAGAUCUCUUCUUUUGGUGAUCUGGGAUUUGCAGUAUGCGGCCCCGUCGGCCGAUUUGCUGUUGAUGCCAUGAUUUUACUGUCCCAAGCUGGUUUUUGCGUUAGUUAUACCAUUUUCGUAGCUAACACUUUGGCUUUUAUUUUGAAUCAUUCUUCUUCUGCAAAUCCGAACCCUAGAAUCUUGGGCUUUUCCCCCAAGGUUUUUUACAUCUGGGGCUGUUUUCCAUUCCAACUGGGAUUGAAUUCAAUCCCAACACUGACCCAUCUGGCCCCUUUGAGUAUUUUUGCUGAUGUUGUUGAUAUUGGAGCCAUGGGGGUUGUAAUGGUUGAAGAUGUACUGAUAUAUCUUAAGAACAGGCCUGUAUUGGAAGCAUUUGGUGGGUUCAAUACGUUCUUCUAUGGCUUAGGUGUAGCUGUGUACGCAUUUGAAGGAAUUGGAAUGGUUUUGCCAUUGGAAGCAGAGACCAAAGACAAGAACUCAUUUGGAAAAGUGUUGGGCCUUUCCAUGGCUGUUAUUUCUUUAAUGUUUGGAGUAUUUGGAGCGUUGGGUUACUUUGCAUUUGGUGAGGAAACCAAAGACAUAAUCACUACAAAUCUUGGGCAAGGCCUAGUGAGCAGCCUGGUUCAAUUAGGUCUCUGUAUAAACCUUUUCUUUACAUUUCCACUGAUGAUGAAUCCAGUGUAUGAAGUAAUUGAAAGAAGAUUCUGGGAAGGCAGGUACUGCUUGUGGCUGAGAUGGGUUAUGGUUUUUGUGGUGAGUUUAGUGGCAUUACUGGUUCCAAACUUUGCUGAUUUCUUGUCUCUUGUUGGGAGCAGUGUGUGUGUUGUUUUGGGAUUUGUGUUGCCUGCUUUGUUUCAUCUGUUGGUGUUCAAGGAAGAAGCUAUGCGUUGGCAUGUAAUGGCUGUGGAUGUGGCACUCAUAGUUUUUGGUUUAGUUUUUGCUGUCUAUGGAACUUGCUCUUCCUUGGUAGAGAUUUUAGUGGUAAAGGAUUAA